Messenger RNA from Ornithorhynchus anatinus (platypus), 4623 nucleotides. It is a transcript of the gene NUP42, whose product is annotated as nucleoporin 42. Gene Ontology annotation, molecular function: nuclear export signal receptor activity; metal ion binding. The record is from RefSeq and is a predicted model, not a curated record. The coding region runs from base 36 to 1343 and encodes 435 amino acids. Gene Ontology annotation, cellular component: nuclear envelope. The transcript has 7 exons. Lineage: Eukaryota; Metazoa; Chordata; Mammalia; Monotremata; Ornithorhynchidae.
UGGCGGUUGGAGGAGGCGCCGCCACCGCCGCCGCCAUGACGGCCUGCAAGUUCUUCCUGCAGGGUCGGUGCCGCUAUGGCGAGCGCUGCUGGAAUGAGCAUCCCCGGGGAGGAGGAGGAGGAGGAAGAAGAGGAGGAGGAGGAGGAGGAGGAGGGCGGGCCCCACCCCCCGCCUAUCAGCACCAGCCGCAAAAACAGCAGCCCGCUUUCUCAGGUAGUAACAGAGGAGGGUGGAAUGCCCCAAACCAGCGAUAUACGAGCGUCAUCCAGCCAUCCAACUUCUCCAAAUCCUCAACAUGGUGGGGCGGCAGAGGCCAAGAGAAGCCCUCCUUUGGUUCUUACCAAGAUUCUGGAUCAUCAAAUAGCAGAAACAGGAAUUUUGGAUUCUCUCAGAACAGAUUCUCUGCACUUAGCAGUAAUGAGAGUGGUGUUCAAAAUGAUGAAGACAACAAACUUCUUGAAGGAAUAGUGAAAGACAUGGACAAUUGGGAAUCUUCAGGGCAGUGGAUGUUCUCCGUCUAUUCACCAGUGAAAGACAAGCCUAACAUCUCAGGUUUUGCAGAUAUUUCACCAGAAGAGCUGAGGCUUGAAUAUUAUAACUUCAGAGCAAACAAUGAUUUGCAGAGUUUUCUAAAUUUAGUCCAGCAAUUCAUAAACCAGUGGAGGAACAGGUUGCGUGAGCUGAAGAAUAUAAAUGCAUCCAACAGAGGAACACUGCUCUCUCAGACGAACACCACGGUGAAUCACUCAGCCCCUGCAUUUGGAUUUGGCAGCCCACAGCAAACGUCAACUUUUGGGUCAUCAGGUUUUCCACUGAGCAGCAACACUCGGGCUGACCAGUUCAGCUUUAAACUGGGUUCAGUAAUAGUCCCAGCCUCUUCGGAUGGGACGGCGGGAUUUGGGUCUUCUCCCAUUCCUACUACGACAACCCCUACCGUUUUAUUUGGGAAACCAGUAAUCUCCUCUGCAGCUUCCUUUUCAUUUAAGAGCCCUGCCGCCUCUGGCUUUGGAUCAACCGGCUUCUCAGGAUUUCAAACUCCCGCCGCCGCGGGCCCCGCGGCAGCCCCCGCUGUCACGGGCAUUGGAAGCGGCACCGCGGCAACGGGCUUGGGGCUGGCGGGUUCCAAUUUGGGCCCUACUUUCCCCGGACAAACUGGAGGCGGCUUUGGGAGUAACGGCCCUCCUGCUCCUCCUUCAACUCCAAGCAGCAGUAAAACUGCAGGUGACUUGUUUACACCCACGCCGGACCUCUCUGUGGAAGAACUGAAACAGUUUGAAGCAAAGAAAUUUGUUCUAGGAAAGAUUCCUCUAAAACCACCACCUUUGGAGCUUUUAAAUGUUUAAACACUUAAGCACACUUGAUUAUUUUAAAUAGAGGAAAGGUUGAUUUUUCCAUUUUUACUUCAAACACGAAACGAUAUCUACAGAAUUGAUCUUCUGACAUCUAGAUGUUUUAAAGGGGAGUAGAGAGGUGAUGGUUUUACUCGGUUAGAGGUUCACACCCCGCCCAAAUCCAUUUGCGGAAAGAGGCAUCAUUAUCAUGAGUGGUUUUUUUAAACCAAAGCAGGCCUUGCAAUGUAAUUUAAUUAGGACUGGAACAAUUGACAUAAAUUCCUGGCUUUUGGUGUUCACAUAGUGACUCAGGUGUACCCUGAGCUAAAUUAUCCCACAGGCCCUUACCCUGUUUUUGUUUUCCACCCUUUUAAAGUACUCUCCCAAUACCAGUUAAGGGGCACAUUGUCUUCCACAGUCACAAAAAUGCUAAUUUUUAUGAAAAGAAUAAAAUUCAGAAAAACUAUGGAAUAGUCACAUAAGAUGCAAAAUCUAGCAUUUAUCUUAGGCCUGAAAUACGUCAAAGAGGUACGUACACUGAGGGGAAUAAAAAAAUCCGGCCGGAGAUGAAUUUCCCCAAGGCUACAUCACCUGUGUUUUGCGCAACGGUCAGUUCCACGGACUGCCAGCAUAUUCUCCCGAAGCAGCAGAGGGGGUAUCAUGUCGGCAUCGUGAUGCUGAGCGGAUUGUGUUUGUUCUGAACCGCAUCCUUCAACAGCCAGAGGCAAGGAAUGACGUGAGGAAAAAGUGACGAUCGGCUGCCCGCUGUCACAGUGCGGGUGAUUAGGCAGCUCUCCAGUUGGUGUGUUCUACGGAGACAGGGCUGCGCUUCACCGGGCUUCGCGAGCCUACCCGUGAGUGGGUAGGUCACUUCUGCCUCCUUGCCCCAUAUUUGAAAUUCCCAAAGCUGUUCCUCAGCCCUUUGACUCUCACAUCAUCUGUAGAUAUAUGAAAUGCUACCAAAGAGAAAAUAGCGUAUGUUUACCGAAUGAAGUUAGUACGUAAGAGGGAAGCAGGCAGGUUUGUGUUCCUUUCAACCUGCGUAACGGUGGAGAACUCGGUCUGAACCUACUUGCCUGCUGCAUUUUGGUCUCUUGAUGCCUCAUCUCCCUCUUGAUUGAAAAAGAUGACCUAGGGUCAGUGGAUUUCUGUUUUAAUUUCACUCACACUCAAGAACCUUUAUUUCCAGGUGGGAAAUGCAUCUGUAAUCUGUAAUUGAAAUUACAAUUAAUUUGCAGUCAAUUUAACAGGAAGCAAAUACUUUCCAACUCUUGUCAGUUCUAAGCACACGUGAGUGGAAUCAUGCCUACAUUCCUCACUGAAGUAGAGCAGGCAGCUCUUUCUCUAGAUGUUAUCAGGAUGAAAACAGCAAUUUUUACAUAAACCAGUGUCUGUCAGGGCAGCCUUUGAACUGUUUUUCCAAAAGACUGAAACCAAAAGAUAGAUCACUUCUCAGAAAUGGUUUCUGUGUAGCCAUUGCUUGUGCAGGCUGUAUCCCAGACCAUUACUUUGUUCAGGAAAUGCUAUGAAAACAAACAUGCACAAGUAAUAUUGAUUGCAUUCUUUCCUCCAAAUUGGAGCUUAGUCGGUGUCUUACUAUUGCCUGUAACCUAUCUUGAGAUGAGGCAUAAAAUGGAAGCUCUCCACGCUACAGUAAUUAAGAUACGAUUUUUACAAAAGUUAAAAGGUGCAGUCCAAUUUCCUGACUAAAUUUGUGUUGGCAGAAACAAUGAAGCCUGAGGGCAAAUACCAGCAGAUGAUUUAUGGGAUGAAAGGAAAGACUUUUCCCCAUCUGGUCUUUUCCUUUAUUUUUCUAAUGGAAAAUUGGAUUAAUUUGGGGAAAAAAUUCAUUUUACAAAAAUGUUAUUUUAGAAUGAAUUGAACGCUUUUCAAGAUAGGCAAGGAUCUCAACUCUCACAGCUGUCUACUCGAAACAAUUGCUUCGGCCAGUGUGAUAGUUUUUUAUCUACACACGGGUGUAAACCCACACCACAACCCGGUGGUGAUCCCUGAAAAUAUGGUUAUAUUAUAAAUAUAACCAUAUUUGGGGACAUGUUUUCUCAUAGGUUUAUUUUUUGCAAAGUAGGAUCCAUUGCAGAGUCUCCAGGAAAAAGGGACAUAUGAAGUUCCUUUACCUGUUUUUACAGUAUUCAAAAAUGUCAUUAAAGUGGUGUUUACCCUUCAUUAAAGUAAUUAGUAUCACAAUUUUAAGUACAUGAGAAUAUAAUUAAAUGCUUGUAGGAGGCUGCAGAGUAGAAGCUUAUUCUGCUGAUUGCCAUGGUGGUUUUCAAUCUAAAUUGGAUAAAUUCUUCACUGAAGCUGAACAGCCUUUCUGCUUCUUAAAAAACACCUUGCAGCUGGUGAGAUUCACCUCUCAACACCUUCAAACUCCUCUCUCACUUCAGGACCUCUUUAAAUCAUUCAUAAAUUCAUCUGCUUUCUUGAAAAUGGAUGAAAGGCUUUUUAAUCCCAAGAUUUUAGCUGGUGGAAGCAAAACAACUUUUUCUUCACCUGCUUUGGCGUGAAUGCGUUGGAAUGUUGAAGUGCAAUGAGGUCCUCAUUGGACAAUUCUUUGAAAAUGCAUACGACUCCUCAAUGUCUGCAACCUCCAUUUCUAAAUUAUGUGCCUCUGCGCUUCAGCAACCUCUGUGGCGAUCUGCUCAGGGGUCACUUUAUUAGCUAGAAAAUCUGAAACAAACUGGGCAAUGCUUUCUCCAAAACCCAUUCAUUGUCAAUUACUUAAUCUCAGCCCUGGUGGGUUGGAAGUGGGAGAUGGGAGUGUUUGGCCAGAACUUCAACUCGUCGGCUUUUGCCCAGGGUAAGACAUCAGUCCAUACUGGUUGGUUGUAACUUGGGACAUGCUUUGUACUGUAUUAGAAACAGUAUUUGUUAAUUUUUACAAGAAACUUCUGAUGUUCUUUUCAGGAUUGAAUUUGAUAGUUUACAUGACAGGUGAGAGUUGCAUUAUCCCCCUAAGGUUGGGUUUUGUUCCUGUUCCUGAUUUAUAAAAGCAAGUUUCUUCUUUCAGGACACAGAUUGCUGACCUUACACAGCACAGUUUUUGUGAACAAGUAUAUAUAUAUAUAUAUAUUUGCUACCUGUGGUUACCUAUUUAUAACUAGUUUUUCCCUCAUUCACUUAACCUGGGAAAAACUAAAAAGAGGCAGAGAUUGCUUAAAGUGCAGGCAGUAACUCUUAAUUUUGUCUAAUAAUAAUUACAAAUCAUUAUUACAUAUUUAUUUGUAAGUGAUUCAAAUAAAGCUAAAAUAUUUGUACUUUUCCAAAAUGUUAA